GAUGGGAAUUGCAUAUGGCGGUUCUGCAAGUGAGGUUUGGGUUUCAGUUUAGUUUCGUACCCAAUAUUUGACUUUGAGCCCUAAGAGUGCAGCCGAUACAAAAGGACUUCACUUUACAUGAAGAUAUUGACGUUCUGGCUAGUGGUAGAAGAUUUCCGAGUAUGCAAGGAGAAUGUGCGUUGAACAGCGAAUGGUGCCUUGGUGAUGUACACUGUAUCACAGUGGAGCUGCUGACUCUUCUCUAGCUCCUGGUUGCUACUUGAAGGACAAAGAGCGACGGGCCUAGACGGACUAGGCAAGGAUUUCUGAACACCAAGCCGAGAAGAAGGAUGUUCAGUCGAGGCAGCAGUCGCAGUGGCAGCCCAGCCAGUAGUGGUGGGUCACAGGUCCCCUCCCCCUCCCCUCAUCACAAGAUCCCUCCCCUGCCUGACAACAAUAGCGAGUUUGACUACUUCGACGAUACCCACUCCUCGGAGAUCCUGAGCUUACUGAACGAGCAGCGGCUCCAGAACGAGUUCACAGAUGUUGUGGUGUGCGUAGACAAACACGAGUUUCCCUGCCACCGUGCCGUCCUGGCGGCAAGUAGUCCGUACUUUAACGCCAUGUUUUCCAUCGAGAUGAGGGAGAGCAAACAGGAGAAGAUCAUGCUGGAGGAAGUGCAGCCAGAAGGAAUCAAACUUCUCGUAGACUUUGCUUACACAGGAAGGGCCAAGAUCACCAAAGCUAACGCACAGGCCCUGCUGGAGGCAGCCUGUAUGUUCCAGUACACCAAGAUGCGUGAUGCCUGUGGUACAUUUUUGGAGAAGAACCUUGACCCCUCCAAUGUGUUGGCUAUUGUGAACUUGGCAGAUGCCCUCUGUUGCCGGGACCUACAUCGCAAGUCAAUGCGGUACGCUCUACAGAAGUUUGCAGCCGUCGCUCGACAGGAAGAAAUGCUGUCUCUGUCGAAGGAAGAGAUCGUCAACUACUUGUCUCACGACAACUUGGAGGCCCAACACGAGGAAGCCGUGUUCGAGGCGGCCACGCGCUGGCUCCGCCAUGACUUCAAAUCUCGUAAGGCCUUCUCUGCAGAGGUGCUGUCGGCAGUCCGCUUUCCAUUCCUCCGCCCCACGUACCUCCUGAGCGCCGUGGAAGGGGACUCCAUCAUACAGAACGACAAAAACUGCCGCGCCCUGGUGGAGGAAGCCAAGAGAUUCCACCUGCUGCAGAUGGAGGGGAGGGGGCUGGAGUCACCGCGGACCAAGCCACGGAGCUGUGUGGGGUCAGAGGUCAUCUUCAUUGUGGGUAGUUCAGACAAAGUGGUGUCUAACCUGGACGAUGUGCGAUGUUACCAUCCCGAGUCCAAAGAGUGGUACAUCCUACCUAACCUUCCCAGCAAGUACGUCAUGAGAAGUGUGGUGGCUCUGAAUGAUGACGUGUAUGUCAGUGGCGGCAUGUUGAAUGGGUUGUCUACAGAUGAGGUGUGGAAAUACUCGUCCCGUACUGGGAUCUGGAACAAAGACUCUCCCAUGCGACAGGCCAGGGACGCACACGGCUCUGCUGUGGUGGAGGGCAGUAUAUAUGUGGUUGGAGGUGAGGCAUCUGGUGCCAUCCUCAACAGUGUAGAGCGGUUUGACCCACUGACCAACAGAUGGGAGGAUGUCCCUCCACUGGUGAAGGCCGUGUUUGGCUGCUCGGUUGCCGCACACCGCGGGAAACUGUACGUGAUUGGAGGGGUGGCCAACAACGGCAGCAACAUGCAGUCCCACCUCAUCCAGUGUUACUCCCCAGAAACACGCAUCUGGACCUCCAUCGAAUCCCCGCUGGUGGACAACAAGGCCGCCCCGACAGCCGUCCUGAACGAUAGCAUUUACAUCAUCGGGGGGUUCUCCAGCAGCUGCACCGUGUACGAGCCGGGGACAAACAACAUCCAGCGUGUGGCGGACAUGCACGUCCCGCGGGCCUUACAUGGGUCGGCGGUGGAGGGGAACAAGGUGUACGCCAUCGGGGGGCUGCCAGACGUGGGCAAAGCUCCACAUGACACCAUGGAGUGCUAUGAUCCUGCCACUGAUACUUGGGAGAUACAAGCCGCACUUCCAAAGGCCAUCAUUGUCCAUGGUUGCUGCACGAUAAGAAUGAACAUUGCCACCCUCGAGGAUAGAAAACUGCCCUUAAAGGAUGGACAGGCAAAUUCCCAGCAGAAUACAUAGUCUUGUAAUGUCAAAGACAUCAUCUAGAUAAUCCUUGUUUUAGGAAUGACUCAUCAAAACAGUUCAUUGCACAGUCUUCUGUUGUCUACACAUAUUACCUGAGGUGCUUGGGUAGCAUUAUAUUAUUAACAUUGUGACUAACAUAUCACAUAUAAUCACUCCAUAUAACCAGACCAUAAUAUGUACACAUAUUACUAAGUCUUGAUUGUUUCCAUUAAAAAGAUCUGAUACAUCACAAAAGUGCUGAGAAUUGGCACUCUGACCAUGAAGCGGAAUAAAACUGAACAAGAAAACAAUUUAUUGCUUCAUUGUAUAGUUCUCAGCCAAUGGUUUAUGUAUGACACACCCACUGUGCAACUAUAAGUAUAAGGUACAGGGCACAAAAAGUCUCAAAGAGCCUCAAACUGAAACCAGUGUGCAAGAUAGAAAAAAAAUUAUGUAUACAUGUACUAUUGUCUACCCUGUGUUUUGUAAAGGCAUCCAUGCAGACCAGGGUUGUUAUUUUUGUUUGAUUCACAUAUCACCAAUGUGCAGAGACUGUGGAAUGAGUCCUGUAGUAAUGUACAACUCCAGCACUUAGAUGUGAACACCUAAUUUAGUCCAGCAUAUCUAAUGAGGUGUUAGAUUCAUAAGCUGUGAGAUAACAUCAAUGGAUUAUGAAGGGUAGAGUCCUCUAUGUUUAAUAUUGUAUGUGACCAUUAUGUGUUGGUUAUUAUUUACUGUUCAGCUAAAAUGUUGUUGUUCUAGUAUAACUGAUGUAUGAUAAUCAGGAACUAUGUCACAAAGCUAAUCCUUGCUGUAUGGUGAUUUCAUACAUGUAACAUCCCUGCAUCUGACCUUUGCUUGAUAUGUACAUAGAGCCUCCUUCAUUUGCUUGUCUUGCAAUUUUAUGUGUAAACACUGAAAUUGAGAAUGUUACUGCUCUAAUUCUCGUGUAAG
Molecule: messenger RNA, 3128 nt
Organism: Branchiostoma belcheri (Belcher's lancelet)
Lineage: Eukaryota; Metazoa; Chordata; Leptocardii; Amphioxiformes; Branchiostomatidae
Product: kelch-like protein 29
Exons: 5
Coding region: 330-2189 (619 amino acids)
Molecular function (GO): protein binding
Source: RefSeq, a predicted model, not a curated record